This is a messenger RNA of Emiliania huxleyi CCMP1516, 661 nucleotides long. RefSeq lists its product as hypothetical. The record is from RefSeq and is a predicted model, not a curated record. Lineage: Eukaryota; Haptophyta; Isochrysidales; Noelaerhabdaceae. The annotation marks the transcript as partial. Gene Ontology annotation, molecular function: protein binding. The transcript is spliced from 2 exons.
CGCAACAACGGCGUCACGCCGCUGCUCAUCGCGUGCAUCCAGGGCCACCUCGAGGUCGCCAAGCUCCUCUCCUCCUACGGCGCCUCGCGUGCCGCAGUGCCGCCCCGCGGCACGCCCGAGGAGAUCGCGAACCGCCGAGGCCACGCCGACCUCGCCGCUUGGCUGGUCGCCAGCCGCGGCUGGACGCCGCUCGCGCAUCUGGAGAGCCUCACCGCCGCCCGCGCCACCUCCCUCCUGCGCGGCGGCGCAAGCUUGCACGAGGGCGAGCCGACGCCGCUGCAGCGCGCCGCGGGCGGCGAGGGUGAGGCGGCGGCGCUGAUCCGGCGGGCGGCGGCGCCGUGGUCGCCCGCAAGCCACUCGCUCUUCCCCGCGGCGGCGCGCGAGUACGCGGUAACGGUCAUGCGCAUCGGCCACCAGAUCGCGCUCUCUCCGCCCGACGACGCCGAGGCGCGCCCGGACUGGAGCGCGCUGUCCGACGUGUGGCGCGAGCACGUGCUGCCACACGCGGUGGCGCGCUGAACGCGGGCGCGAUCGACGCCUUGGAGGAGGAGCUAUCGGCGCUCGGCGCUUCGCCUCGCAGCGCUUGAGGUUGCCGAGGCGCCGGCGGCCGCUGCUGAGACGGCGGCAACGGCAGUGGGCGAGGUUGAACCACUCAUGUGCG